AUGGAAGAGGUUCAAGGUCAAGAUUACGCGUUUAGGGAGGAAGACUUUUUUUAUGAUGAGGAUGUUCCUAAGGUUGAUGUUCCUGAGGAGGAGGUCAAAAAUUCUGGUUUAGGGUUUAGGGAGGAAGACUUUAUUUAUCCUGAGGAACAUGUUCAUAAGGAACAGAUUCCAGGAUCAGGUUUAGGGUUUAGGGAGGAAGACUUUAUUUAUCCUGAGGAUGAUGUUAAUAAACAGGAUGUCCCAAAGGAAGAGGUUCCUUCGCAGACCUCAAAUUGGGUCCCAUAUUGGGUUAAUUGGAUAAAAGAAAAUAUGAAUGUGUUUGAAGAAAUUAAAACACAACCUUGGUUUCAUAACUUAAGAGUUGAAUGGAAGGAGUAUCAAAAGGCUGCUGAACAAGGCGAAUUGAAUGAAGGUGAGGAUACUUCAUCCCCAGAAAUGCGCAAAAAAGAUGCUUGGAAAAAAUGGGUUGCAAAACAACAUGAACUUAUGGACGUGAAUAGCGAACAAGAUUGGUUCAAACAUUUGUUGGAAAAUGUGGAGGAAGUGGACCGAAACGAGCUGGGAAAAACGAACGAGUCAGAACAACAGCAACAAAAACAAAAACAGAAUGAAUUAAAAACGGAAGAGGCUACUCAAAGCACUUCAUCGACAUUUACAAAGGCACCAAAGAAGGAGGAACUGUGUAAGAAAUCCUAUAAAAAAAAUUUUUUAAUUGCCAAAUUGUGGAUGCUCAUUUUGGCAUUGGUGUUUGAGGAGUGCGAAUUGGAAAAGAGUCUUCAUGAUAAGGAAUUGUAUGUGGAUAAUUUAUUAGAAAACACUUUGUCAUAA
Molecule: messenger RNA, 828 nt
Organism: Plasmodium coatneyi
Lineage: Eukaryota; Apicomplexa; Aconoidasida; Haemosporida; Plasmodiidae
Product: SICA antigen
Exons: 1
Coding region: 1-828 (275 amino acids)
Source: RefSeq, a predicted model, not a curated record